This is a messenger RNA of Neurospora tetrasperma FGSC 2508, 195 nucleotides long. RefSeq lists its product as uncharacterized. The annotation marks the transcript as partial. The record is from RefSeq and is a predicted model, not a curated record. The transcript has a single exon. Lineage: Eukaryota; Fungi; Ascomycota; Sordariomycetes; Sordariales; Sordariaceae.
CCGCUAAUAGAUAGAUACGCCGCGCCUCCCUCGCUUGCGUUGGGUGGGCCUAUGGACUACGACCUUUGGUGCGGAUCUUCCAUGUUACCUUUUGGCCUACGAGAACGCUCGAGCUCUAAAUGUAUAGGCGUCUCAAUAAGGAUAAUAAUAAGGAUAAGGAGCCUAGUAUAUUGUAAUAUACUUUAUAGCUUAUAG